This is a messenger RNA of Perkinsus marinus ATCC 50983, 1602 nucleotides long. RefSeq lists its product as hypothetical. Gene Ontology annotation, cellular component: endosome. Gene Ontology annotation, molecular function: phosphatidylinositol binding. The transcript has 9 exons. The coding region runs from base 1 to 1602 and encodes 533 amino acids. NCBI's taxonomy places the organism in Eukaryota, Perkinsozoa, Perkinsida, Perkinsidae. The record is from RefSeq and is a predicted model, not a curated record.
AUGCUGAAUUCAGAAGAUGCUUCUUCACCUAAGCAGGACGUGACAUUGCCCGAGAUGCCCGAUCGUCUGAGCCCUCGGGCUGGUGCCGAUUCUGCACACAACAGCGAAUCUACUGAUUGGCAGAGCCAUGCGUCAGAAUGGGAGUCUGCCAGUUUAUCUGAUGACGAGGUCGAUCAUACUACAAAGUGCGACGAAUGCAACUCCCCCAUGGACGGCAACGCUAGUGCCCACGGCACCGCUAAUCUCGACGUUACUGUGACCACUCAUGAAUACAAGACGCUUUUCCGAUCAGCAUCUAUCGAUCAUAGAGGCGUCAAUUGGUAUGCAGCAGUAGGCGAUCCGGAUACCCGAAGGUCUGGUAUGCGCAAGUACACCACAUUCUCAGUUCGGAUAACCGAUUCUUCUGGCCGAGUCACUUCUGCUACCCGUAAGAGAUUCACCGACUUCACUGUGUUGAGGCGUGAGCUCGUUAAAGCAUAUCCUGGAGCGUUCGUGCCUCCUCUGACCUGUGAAAGUCAGAUCAAGGUGAUGAUGAAGACGGCGCCUACAGCGAUGAUGCAGCACAUGAAACAAGUCGACAACGUCACCGAGAUCAGACGCCAAGCACUAGAUGAGUUCCUCAGCAGGUGUUGUUCGCGCCCCUUUAUAAUGUACUCCCCUAUAAUGGCCGCAUUCUUGGCCACUCCUGAGAGCACCUAUGACGCUUUGAAAAGAGAUUUCUCUAACCGGGCUCCUGAGGAAGUACUGGACGAGUACAAGGUGGCGUUCGCAGCGAGGUCCAUCCCAUCAUUCAACAGACGUCUGGUCGGGUCCAGUGGUGAGGUUGAGGGGCUCACAAAAGAUGACUCUUCCGACGACGGUUCUCAUGAGAACUCAACUGGAGGCGUUCACGAUGCCGCUGUUGACAGUUCUAUCAACGUGUCGGAGAUGAUAGCGACUUCGGAAUCAUACCUCGCCGACCAUUGUAAAGUUCUUAAUCAGCUCCGCACAAUGCUGCGAACGGCGGCCUCUAACUUCAAGUGUGCUAACGCAGCCUUGAGUACAAUUCAUUACAAGUUUUCCGAUUGCGAGACCAUCGAUGAGCAGGGUUCCGGCCAUGUUCUGGCUCUUGCACAGGGUCUAUCUGGUACCCCUCAGAGACUCAAUUUGUCUGACGCUUUCUUCGAAGUCAAGAAUAUCAUCAGCGCCCCAGCAGAUGCGGCACACUUCGAUCUGCUGGCCUCUGCCCUGAGUCGCGAACUCACAGACUGUUCGGCUAUGAAGGCCUCUCUCGAGAAGGUGGUCGAACUUGGCAAGCAUCGAGAUAAAGCUAUUGCAAAGCUUCGCUCCGCUAGGAAACAUGGAGGGCCCGGUGGUGUUGGCGGGAUAAUUCGUGGCACCACCAGAGAUCAAGUGAAGCAUGCGGAGAUCAACCGAGUUUUGUACGCUGAUUUCUACUGGACCGCCGGUUACAACGCUGUCAUGAACGAGGUGCCAGCUUUCAUGGAAGGUCGAGCCCGAGUUUUCAACGAGGUUGCUCGAGAAUUCGUCUCGCGAUCUGAAGCGACUAGCAAGAGCUUGGCCGUGACCUGGGCUGGGAAGAUGAAGGAGGCCAUUCUGUAG